Molecule: messenger RNA, 6119 nt
Organism: Ostrea edulis (European flat oyster)
Lineage: Eukaryota; Metazoa; Mollusca; Bivalvia; Ostreida; Ostreidae
Product: WD repeat-containing protein 90-like
Exons: 43
Coding region: 141-5804 (1887 amino acids)
Cellular component (GO): centriole
Molecular function (GO): protein binding
Source: RefSeq, a predicted model, not a curated record
CACGCAUAUUUGUUUACAACAUGGCGGCAAAGGAAAAGAAUUUCAACUUUUGAAUCAGACAUGAAACGUUUAUGCAAAACACAGGGCUAAUUUAACUGAAUUGCAAAUAGCUGGUGAAAACUCCCUAAGAUAUAUAGAAAAUGUCACAGUUGUGGCAGCAUCCAUAUGUUAAUGUAUUUAAACACCUUGAUGUGCCAUCAUGGAAGAAAGCCACAAAAGAAGGAGAAGUCAACGCUAUCAUGGACAAAGCCAUCAAAGGCACAGUUCACAGAAUAACAGGUUCCAUACCUGCUGGAAACUAUAUACAGUUACCCAAGCUACAGAGCCAGUCCUUGGGCCUUACAGGGAAAUAUGUCUACAUUCUGUUCAAACCCAUUCCAACAAAGUAUUUUGUGGUACACAUUGAUGUGGCAACACAGGACAACCUAGUCGUGAGAAUCUCAUUCUCAAAUCUUUUCAAAGAAUUUAAGUCCACUUCCACAUGGCUGCAGUUUCCAUUUAUGUGUAACACUCCUAAAGGGUCUGUUCAUUCAUUAGCAGCUUCUGGAAGUAAAGAUCACAGUGGUAUUGCUCCUUUGGCGACAAGAUGGACUGUCUUAUGCAUGGACUUCAGUCACGUCUUAUCAUUGUACCUGAACAGAAAAUUCUCCUACCUGAAGAGUGUUAGGCUGUGUGCCAACAUGAUGGUCAAAAAUAUUUUUACCAGUGAUAACUUAUAUGAGCCAGGUCUCACAGUAGACAAAGCCAAGAAGGCUGGUCUGCUUGGUAAAGGAUUAAAUCCUAUGCCAAGAGAUAUGUCUUUCCCAGCCCAGAGAGGAGAGAACUGGAAUGAUCUGUAUGAUUUCAUCAGGUUUCCAAAUGACAACACAAAGAAACCUUUUGACUCGAUACAGUUUUCUGAUGACCCUGAAAUCAGACAAGGUGUCCCCAGUGAUUCCGAACCCAAAAGAGUUAAUCCUCGCACAGUUAAUGUCAGUCAGUGUGUAACGGAUAGGGUGACCAUGAUCAACAAAAUUACACAACCUAAACAGAAAAUGAAACGCCAUAAGGUGACAACUGAGCUGCCAUUUGUGGGGGUGGAUGAUGUUAGCAUUGUGAAGGACUCGGUAGGAGAGGUUCAUGUAUUUGCUCACCCAGAGGAGGAGGUAGUGGUUCACCAGGAGAACACAAAGUCCGGACAACCACGCCAGAUUUCAAAGUUAUCCACCGGCUCAUAUUUGCAACCCCAAAAUCCUGAAUAUAAGAGCCUUGAACCAGACCCAAUCCUUAGGCUUAAAAGAAUUGUUGGAUUUGGUGGAUGUUCCUUUAGAGAUGCACUCUGGACAUCCGACGGUUCCACUGUGAUAUACCCUUGCCAUGCUGUUGUCAUAGCAAUGAAAGUAAACAAUGGACAUCAAAGGUUCUUCAUUGGCCACACAGAUAAAGUGUCCUGUAUAGGUCUGAAUGGUGCUGGUACUCUUCUAGCCUCUGGACAGAUGGGACCUCUGAGUGUAGUUAGGAUCUGGAAAUUUGACACAGGGGAAUGCAUGGCUAUGACAAAGACACAUGCUCAUUCACUGCACUCUCUCAGUUUUUCACACAGAGGGAGCACUCUAUGUGGUGUUGGCAAAGACAGCCAUGGGAAAAAUAUGGUUGUAAUUUGGAACACUUCAAAAGUCAUGAAGAAUCGAGAAGUCAGUGUAAUGGCUAAGGCACAUUCAGAUGUUGACAUCUCAAGAAUGAAGAUUGCAGGGUUUGAUGAUAUGAGAAUGGUGUCAUGUGGGCGGGAUAAUGUUAGAUUAUGGAGGGUUAAAGAAGGUCAGCUGAGGUCAGCACCUGUCAAUCUAGGAGAAUAUCAUCUGAUGGAGUUCACUGAUAUCUGUUUCGAGGCAGGAUAUCAUGCUGACAAAGACCCAGCAGACAGGAUAGUUUAUGCAUGCAGUAAGACAGGCCAUGUGUUUGAAAUUGACCUGCAAAAAGUUAGCAUUAAACAUGUCCGCAGAUUGUUGCCAAAUGAAAAUAAGGCCAGCAAAGAGAAACAGAAAGGAACAGGUCUUGCAAUAAACAGUAUGAGUGUAAAUGAGACCUUUUGUGUCAUGGGAUCAGAUGAUGGGUACUUGAGGUUGUGGCCCCUGGAUUUUGAGCAUGUGUAUCUUGAGGCUGAACAUGAAGGACCAGUCACAGCUGUCGACUUUUCAGCUGACGGAAUGAAAAUUCUUGCAGGAACAUCAACUGGUAAUCUAGGCAUACUGGAUAUUUCCACCCGUGGGUACACCACAGUCAUGAGGUCCCACACGGGGAGAAUUUCAGGGGUAGCGGUCGACCCCUACAGAAAACACAUGGCUACUGUGUCCAGUGACUUCACCAUCAGAGUGUGGGACUCAGAUACUCUACAACAGCUGUAUGAUUUUAGUGCUCCUAAUGAAUGUCCUUGUGCCAUUUCCUACCAUCCGUCCCGUCAGAUAUUUGCCUGUGGUUUUGAGAGUGGAGUUGUCCGUGUCUUUAAUGUUCAGACCACCAGCAUGCUAGCCGAGCACAAGCAGCACCGUGGGAAGAUAAUUGGUCUUGCCUUCUCCCCGGUAGGGGACUACCUAUACAGUGCCUGCUCCCUGGGAUCCUUGUCUCUCUAUGAUGCUGAGUCUGACCGGUACACAUUACUGAGACUGCUGGCCAACACUGUGGUCAGGUCAGAGAGGUUGGGACCUGAGGCCAUUGCAGUCAGUCCAGACGGCAGGAGGGUGGCUUUUAUUGGGCCAUCAGAAUUUACAGUUUGUGUAGUAGAUGCCAAAUCCUUAAGUGAGGUUCUGAGGAUAGAUAUUUCCAGCAGCAGUUCCUGUGACUCCAAGUCUGGUAACUUGGACUCAGCAGAGCGUGUCUACUUUGCACCUCAGAAUGUUGGUCAUCUUCUGGUAACAACAGCCAAUAACAAGCUCCUGAAAUUUGAUGCUAAGUCAGGCAGACUUCUUUCUGAGAUUGGAAACAUUCAUCGCAGUGGCUGCAGCUGUGUGGGAGUUUCUGAGUCAGGGCGCUAUCUUGUGACCUGUGGCGACAAAGUGAUCAAAGUCUGGGACUACAAUAUGAAACUGGAUAUUAACUUUCAGGUCUUCAUUGGACACUCUGAAAAUGUGAGUAAGGUGAUCUGGACUCCUGAUGGGAAGAAUGUGCUCAGUGUUGGAGAGGCCAUUUAUCUGUGGGACUUCAUGGCUUUUAGACCUCCUUCACCACCUAACGAAGGAAGGCAAGUAAGGGAAACAAGUUUUCCAAAUUACCCAGAACCAGAGAGAAUUGGUGAUACCAUACAUGACUUAAGCAAGAGCCUGGCUGAUACUUACCUAGAGAUGCCCCGUAGAACACCACCUAGACCGACACGGCCAACCAGUGCUGGAACAUCUGGUUGUAUUGCUGACCUUCAACCUCCAAGGUCACUAGGGUCAUCACCUGGUCGAGUAGCAGACUUGAGCUCCAUACACAAAGUUUAUGAUGAUACAAUGUGCAGUUCCGUGCUAGUGGAUAGGACAAAAGAGAGGAACAUAAUGACAGAUCAAACUAGUGAUUGUGAUUCGAUUGAAAUAUUACCCAGUAAGAUGGUGCCACAAAGUUUAUCAGAUUCGUACAAAAAAAUACGAUCUGCAGACAACAGUCGACAAAAUACUCCCAUUAAAUUCCAAACUAAAAAAGUUUUCGGCAAGCGACCAGGUACCACUUCUCCAACUGGAGAACCUGUCAAACCAGUAUGUGUUAAGCACUUUCUGGCGAGAAAAAAGGAGUAUGGUUUAGCUCAGAGACGAUACACAGCUCCUCCUAAUCAGGCUGGGGUGAAGUUGAAGUCUGUUAUUGGCUACAAUGGGAAUGGUCGUGGUAACAUGGUGUGGCAUCCGGACACUGGUUUGUUCAUAUAUACUUGCGGUGCUGUAAUUAUUAUUGAAGAUCUGGAUUCUGGCAAGCAGAACUUUUUAAUGGGUCACACAGAAGAAAUAUCAACAGUAGCCAUUCAGAAUGACAGUCAGGUGAUGGCCUCUGCGAGUGGAUCAUUUGGAAUCUCUCCGAGUCAGAUCUGUAUAUGGGACCUACAGCAGCAAGUGUGCAGGAAAGUCCUCAGUCACCAUGAACAUAACAUUGUGUGUCUGGAUUACUCCAGGGAUGACCGCUUUCUGAUAUCCGUGGGUGAUUAUCAGGACAGUUCUAUUGUGGUGUGGAGUACAUUGAAUUAUGAGAUCUUGACCACAUCAAAGACAACCACUGCCAUUCAUGACCUGAAGUGGGACCCAUUUUCUGUCAAUGAAUUUGUGUCUGUUGGGCAGGGAGGAUCAGUGCUCUUUUGGUUGUUGGAUGAGACAAGAAAUAAUGUCUGUCUCAAUGUUCAUGAAGCAGAUGUUCCAGAGGAACUGCUUCAGAAACAUGGAAGCAAUGAUGUCAUUGAAUUCACAUCUAUUGAUUUCUCUGGUGACAGCACUCUGUAUAUUUCCACAAACAACGGCAAGGUGUCGGCAUGGGACACCAGACACAACACAUGCUUCAUGCACUGGGAAGCAGACAACUCCGAGAUAGUCCUAGUGAUCUGUAGAAAUGGCCGCCUGUUGACAGGCAGCGUGGGUAAAAAUCUUCGAAUGUGGACUCUGACUGGGGUCAGUAGUAUGAGGUCAGCUGACAAUCCCAGCAUGCCCAUUGGUGGCCUGACAAUGGAGGAUGAGAUGAACCUGGAUGGCUCUGUGGUGGCUGCAGCUUUUGAUGAGUCUUUGGAUAUGGGGAUUGUGGGUACAAGUUGUGGGACUCUGUGGUACAUCAACUGGCCAGAAAGAGAGAGUAUCAGACUGGUCUCAAGUCAUGUACAAAAGAUUAACAGUCUCUCAUGCUUUGGGAAUGAGCAUCUGGCCUCCUGUUCAGAUGAUGGGACAUUGAGGCUAUGGAAUGUUGGCAGCAGAGAGCAGGCUCUACAGUUCCAGGUCCUAAACCAGAAGUGUACUUGUCUGGCUUUUGCCCCAGGUCAGCUCCCAGCAGCAGAUGACUCGAAGGAGAAGAUCAAAGUUUGUCUGCCAUUUAUAGUGGCAGGCUACAGUGAUGGCACAGUCAGGAUGUUUGAUGUGAACAAGGAGGAGAUGGUCCUCAAGAUGCAUCCACAUGCUGUCUCUGUCUCUGCCAUUAGUUUCUCCUCUGAUGGAAGAAUGAUAAUUUCUGGAGGAAGUGAUGGGUUGAUAGCUGUUAGCAGUCCCACCACAGGAAUGACUGUCAGGGUCAUCAGCGACCACAAGGGGGCACCGAUCACCAACAUAGAUGUGACCACCAAACAGGAGUUGGAUUCCCCAGUGUCUGCUCCUUAUUUGUGGUUGGCCACCAGUGCUGAUAGGCGUGUUAGUGUCUGGUCAUCUGAUUGGACUAAGGAUUUCUGUGAGCUUGUUGAUUGGCUAACUUUCCCUGCCCCAGCCUUUAUGCCCGAUGGAUCUCUGGUUUCCAAUAAAAGCAAGAAGUCCCAUGAAAAGCUACCAACAACAUUAGCCAAAUUUUCUACAGAAGAAGAUGAUGUGUUGGUUUAUGUGGGUUAUGGAAUGCAGAAAUGUAUCCAGUUUUACAGUUUGUCACAAAGAAAGGUGAUCAGAACAGCCCCUCUUACUCACUGGUCUAGCUGUCUGGAUGUAGCAGGUGGAACACCAUUACUAGCAGUAGGAGUUAAUGAGCGCCUCGUAAAGUUGGUAGAUUACUAUGAAGGCAGCUUUCAGGAUUUUGUGGGUCAUUGUGAUUCUGUCAGUGUUCUUCAAUUUUCCCAUGAUUCAAAGCAUCUGUAUUCCAUUUCUCAUUCAGAAAUAUUUAUUUGGGAGGUCACUGUAUGAGAUGUGGUGAACAUAAUUCAUUAUUUAUACUAUUGUCAAACUACAUGUAUUACAUGUUUUACAAAAGUGAUAAAGUUGUUAUAUCAUUGUUGAUGUGCAUGUUUUUCUCAAUGUUUGAAGGAAAUUUCAUAUUGCUAGACACCAGAUGCAUUUUACAAAUGAAUGACUAGUAUAUUAAACUGAUUUAUAAUUCAUUGAAUUAGAUAUGUUGAUGUAAAAUAUGAAACUUUUUGCUAUGAAAUAUGUAUUGAUAUUUAUUGUUGAAUUACAACCUAGUGUAGUAUAACCAUGUUUAGAAUAUAAUAUAAAACAAUA